Messenger RNA from Athalia rosae (coleseed sawfly), 4833 nucleotides. Its product is annotated as serine/threonine-protein kinase SIK3-like. NCBI's taxonomy places the organism in Eukaryota, Metazoa, Arthropoda, Insecta, Hymenoptera, Athaliidae. Bases 86 to 2869 code for a protein of 927 amino acids. Gene Ontology annotation, molecular function: tau-protein kinase activity; ATP binding; protein serine/threonine kinase activity. The record is from RefSeq and is a predicted model, not a curated record. Gene Ontology annotation, biological process: intracellular signal transduction; protein phosphorylation; microtubule cytoskeleton organization. Gene Ontology annotation, cellular component: cytoplasm. The transcript is spliced from 13 exons.
AAGAUAACGGCGCUCCUGGCGAGCUUAAUGUCGUACUAUCCAGUAGGUGAUUGGCGACGGGUCGAGCGAGUCAAGUGAUUAAAAAAUGGCAUCCGCGACAUCGUCGCACGAUGAGAUUUCACAGCAAUUUUCGGUUAACAAACUCAUCCGCGUCGGUUAUUACGAAUUGGAGAAAACCAUCGGUAAAGGGAACUUUGCUGUUGUCAAAAUGGCCACCCACGUUGUCACCAAAUCAAAGGUAGCCAUAAAGAUAAUAGAUAAAACAAAAUUAAAUGAAGAGAACUUGGCUAAAAUCUUCCGUGAAGUAUACAUCAUGAAGAGGCUUCGGCAUCCGCAUAUCAUUCGCCUAUAUCAAGUUAUGGAAACAGAGAAGAUGAUAUAUCUGGUCACAGAAUAUGCAGCAGGAGGAGAAAUAUUUGAUCAUUUAGUAAGAAAUGGAAGAAUGUCAGAACCAGAAGCAAGACGAGUAUUUCGUCAGAUUGUUCAGGCUGUGCGUUACCUACACCAACAGAAAGUGGUUCAUCGAGAUCUUAAGGCUGAGAAUUUGCUACUUGACGUAGACAAUAACAUAAAGUUGGCUGAUUUUGGAUUCAGCAAUGAAUAUACGCCAGGAGUACCCUUGAGUACCUGGUGUGGUUCCCCUCCCUACGCUGCGCCUGAAAUAUUUAAAGGAACACAUUACGAUGGGCCCAGAGCAGAUGUAUGGAGUCUCGGUGUAGUAUUGUACGUGUUAGUUUGUGGUGCCCUGCCAUUUGACGGGCCUACAAUGCAGUCGCUGCGCUCUGUGGUGAUCUCGGGGAAAUUUAGGAUACCUUUUUUCAUGUCUGCAGAGUGUGAAAGGCUCAUUAGACAUAUGCUGGUAGUAGAACCAGAGCGGCGAUUGAGCAUAACACAAAUUUUGACUCAUCCCUGGAUGGGCGGAGAUGGUGUAACUGAACCUGAACCUGGAGGGUGCAAUGCUGAGCCACCUCCUCCACCACAGCUUAACCAAUUAGUAAUAGAACAUAUGCUCAGGCUACCUGGUCUUAGUGCGGACACGUUAUUACAAGCCGUGCAAGGUAAUGCCUUUGACCAUGUUUCGGCUAUUUAUAACCUACUCGCUGAUCAACUGGAACCAAGCAUGCCCAGCAUUCCCAGCAUACAAAGUAUACCUGGUGAUUACAUGCCUGAUGGCGCUCACCAACUGGAAAAGUUCGGCGAAGCGGAAGCUGAAACAGAAGAACGUAGUGGCCUUCAUUUGCCUUCUGGAACACCUUAUCACGCAACCAGGAGACACACAGUUGGUCCUGGGGAUGCCGCUCACCAGCCUCCCACACCACACCCUUAUAUAUGUACCUAUGUUCCAGGAUAUCCACCCCUUUCGUUAUUACCAACAUUACAAUGUAAUAUUGACCCUCAUCUGCUCCCACAUACUAAUCUUCCGUUAAACCUCCCUCUUGUCCAGCACCAACCUCCCCAAAACUUCCAAAUCAAAGACCAACAUCUUUUGAAACCACCCAUCGUUAUGGGAGCGACUGGUGGUUUCGGAAGAAGAGCCUCGGAUGGGGGAGCUAAUUUGCAUGUAUUUUACCAGCAACAACAUGGAACCAGUGGUGGAAACAGUGACGAUGGUGGCUGGAGUCAACCGGGAAGUCGGGAGCACUUACAACCAUUACAGACUGGCAGUCCAACGAUGGUACCUUGCUCGCCACCACUAAGUGUGGGGGUUGGUGGUGGAAGUGGCGAAGGUGUUGGUAGCGGGGGUGGAGGUGGAGGGACUGACCGAAGAAGACGAAGCGGACUCACCACAGUCAUGCAGCGUCCAGUUAUAAAUCCGGAGCUGGUCAUGGAGGUGGAAGCUAGGAUGAAUAGAGCGUAUCUUCCGCCAAGAUUGCUGCCGCCCCACCUUAGAGCACCUGCACUUCCUCAACACAGGAAAACUUCUUUGUUCUUCAAUAGUGCUGGUAGUAGGGACUCGUAUAAGGAGCCAAGCAUGCACGUUGCUUCAGAGCGAUAUUCUCCGGUUCGUCGAGCCUCGGAAGGGUCAGGUCCUCCAGGUCCUGGAAUCCAGGCACUUCAACACGAGUACCAACAGCUUCAAAGACUCGCAUCACCGUCGCAUAGUCCCGCCAGCAUACCUGGAAGUCCUGUACACGAGAGAGGUGUUGCUGCAAUAACACAAGGUCUGAGUGGACUAAGCACAGCUCCUGUCCAAGGUAGCAUAGUCCACGGUACACCGGCACAACCUCCAGCUACACCUCUGGAUUUGAGUCCACUGCGACACCACAGAUCUCCAGCAACAACGCCAGUUAGUUAUUCCCCUAGUAAUAGCCCAGCGUUGGACAUGAUACAAGAAGAACAUCCAAUCGAUGUACCCAGAAUACCACCUCCACAAAUAUCAGUAACAGACGUACUAGGUGAUCAAGUGACACUCGUCGAUGGAUCACCCUCUCCAUCUCCAUCUAUAGACUCACUGGAAGACGCUUUACCGCAUUACAAACCACUUCCAAGUUUUAUUAUUUCGGAGCCUUGCGAUCCGUCGAGACCAAGUAUCACGAGAGGUAUCGGGAGGCCAUUGAAUGUUACUAUACCGACAGAAGUGGAGGUGAAAUUAUCGGACGAAUCGAGUAGGUUAAAUUCAGAUGCUAUUUUAGGUCGAGUAAAGCAAAUUAUUGACGCUCGUGCACCUCCUAAGGGUUUUAUUUUCUCAAGAGAAGAAGUUGAGGGCGGAGGUCUUAGUUUAGAGUAUCCGGGCGGCGUGCAAAUUGAACUCAGGGUGUAUGAAUCGGAGGAGAGAGAGGUCAAAGGGAUAAAAAUGCGACGAAUAAGUGGGGACCAACUACAGUACAGUCAACUUUGUCAACAGUUGAUAUCGUGCAUCACUGUUUGACGAUAUCUGGCGUGUAACCAAAUCUUUCAUUUAUUUUUUAUUGUUGCGAAUUACAUUCCUGGUGCCACAUACACCGCACGUCACAGUAUUGCACACGCAUGCUAUCAUACGCAUAAAUAUAGUUUAUUAGAUUAUGCUGUUUCGUAUUACUAUAUUCAUACAUAUUACGUUUAGUAGAUUCAAUAGUUUAAUACGUUUUUUAACACAUUGUACAUGAAUUACUGCACUGUACUAAUACAGGAAUAGAAAUCAGCUAGUCAUAGCUUGCAAAAAAUAUUCACUCGAUGAGAUUUAGUUUGGCGAGCAAUUAUCUAAAAAAUUUCACAAGUUUACUGAUUUUUCUAGAUACCGUGUAGCUUGUAGGGGGAAAAAAAACAAACUUUUCUACUAUUUCCAUAUUCACAAACUUUUAAUAUUGACCACAGUGCUGAAUCGUAUUGUAUAGAGGAAUGAAGUAGAAUUUCUCAAUUUUUAUUAUUUCGCGUAAAAAAUUGAAUAUGUAGUUUAGGUACUCUCGCUAUAUCGAAAUACCUAGAAUGAAUGUCAAAUUUUUUAUUUGAUACCGUUGCAUGAUAUAUCCAUUCGAGGAAUCUAUUAUUUUUUUUGCAAUCUGAAUUUGUCACUUGAUCGAGUCCAGCAACGAGUUUUCUCAACUCGAGUUCCUCAUGAUUUUCGAAAUUUGUAUCAAUCCCCUUUUUUUAUUAUACUAUACAAGUAGUUUGUUGAGAAAAUUGCUGCAAUAGUUUAUCACAUGCUAAUCCAACCGCUAUGAAACUGUUUCUGCAAAGACUAACAAUUUAUUCGUAGUAGGCCAUGAUAUCAUGGAAAUUCUAAAAAAUUCUCAUCUUUAAAAUCGAUUUUAAUUUUCCAUUUUGCUCAAGGAAAAGGGUUACCUAACUAGCAAUCCAUCAACUUCCAGGCAAAAGCGACAAAUAUUCAAAAUUUAAUUACCCGUAUUAUUACAGUUCGUACAGCAGUAUUUCAUAUUACUUUUAUUUUAAUGGACUCAUUGAAAAUAUAUAUAUAUAUUUAGAAUGUCAUAUCGUCAUACUACUGUGAAUAGUAAAUUUAGGUGUAAAUAUAUCUGGGACUCUGAGGAUCAUUCGUAAGAACCUAGGUUGCGGGUGAAUAUGGCCCACUUAAUUUAACUGACAAAGUAAAUAUUGCUCCCUCCAAGCUUUUUAUAUGGCAAACCCAAUCUACAUAUCUUUUACGUUCAGAUAAUUUUUUAAGCAGAUGCUUUUCCUGAACCUAAACAUCAUAUUCCAUCACAACUCGAUGAUCUCCUCUGUUGGACCAUGUCCUGUUUCAAUCAAUUAGAAAAUUUUCUACAAUUUAUCUCCGUAGCCUUUCUAUGAAUGCUGCAUCAGUUGACUGGUGGCUUAUUAUUAUUUCAAUUUUUCAAACUACGUAGAUACAAAAUGUUGAUCAAUUUGUAUAAGUAAAAUCGAAUGGUCCUGUCUAACAGGAACGAAACCGUAAUGUAGAUAAACGACUGCCGUAAAACGAUGUUUUGACGGUCAAGUUUGGUUGAUCAUUAUUAUGUUAUUUUAGCAUUAACUUUUUUUGUGGCAGAAUUAUCGAAUGUACCUAAAGUAUAGGGAAAAAUAUAUAAUAGGUAUAUCAUCAUUUCUGUAUGCUUACAUAGUUGAAUGAAUGUCAAACAAAUUUGAUUGUUCAUAAACGUGGCUGACAAGUAAACGUACGCACAGUUGCACAUUCUAACAUAAUCAGAUAGAAUGAAAUUAGAUAUUGUACAUAACACAGAAUGUAGAGGUGCAACAAAGUAUCUUGGUGUACAUAGGUGAAAAUUUAUCUACACCAAGAUCAAUCAUGUAUAUUAUGAAUAAUAAUAGUAAUAUUAUAUUAUUAUAUAAAUAGAGUAAAGAUAGUAUUUUCUGCUGUCAAUUCUUCAACUAAGACUGUGAUUUUUAAAUAAACUAAAUAAUAAUUAGUGCUCAUAA